This is a messenger RNA of Nestor notabilis (Kea), 1346 nucleotides long. RefSeq names its product regulating synaptic membrane exocytosis protein 1-like. Gene Ontology annotation, molecular function: transmembrane transporter binding; small GTPase binding. NCBI's taxonomy places the organism in Eukaryota, Metazoa, Chordata, Aves, Psittaciformes, Psittacidae. The record is from RefSeq and is a predicted model, not a curated record. Bases 437 to 1099 code for a protein of 220 amino acids. Gene Ontology annotation, cellular component: presynaptic membrane; cytoskeleton of presynaptic active zone. Gene Ontology annotation, biological process: calcium ion-regulated exocytosis of neurotransmitter; regulation of membrane potential; positive regulation of synaptic transmission. The transcript has 10 exons.
UGCAGAGUGCCUACAUACCAUCAGUGAACUACAGCCCUCCCUUGACAGGGCUAGGAGUGCUAGUACCAACUGCUUGAGACCAGAUACUAGUUUGCAUUCACCAGAACGAGAAAGGGGUAGAUGGUCCCCCUCCCUAGAGAGGAGACGACCUACUAGUCCCAGGAUUCAUAUCCAGCAUGCAUCUCCGGAGGAUGACAGGCAGUCCAGAAAAGUGGAAAGAUAUAGCAGCCAAAAACAAACUAGGAAAGGCUCCGCAACUGAAACAGAAAGAAUACAUCAACAAGGAAGUCCCACACAGUCUCCUCCUGCAGACACAUCCUUCAGCAGUCGCAGGGGAAGACAGCUACCGCAAGUUCCAGUAAGAAGUGGCAGUAUAGAGCAAGAGGCUGGCAGCAAGAAGCUAAAGAGCACGAUACAGAGAAGCACAGAGACAGGAAUGGCAGCAGAGAUGAGAAGUCGCAUGGUUCGACAGCCAAGUCGGGAAUCCACUGAUGGCAGCAUAAACAGUUAUAGCUCCGAGGGCAACUUAAUAUUCCCUGGAGUACGGCUGGGCGCUGACAGUCAGUUUAGUGAUUUCCUUGAUGGACUUGGACCUGCACAGUUAGUAGGCCGACAAACAUUAGCAACUCCUGCCAUGGGUGACAUCCAGAUUGGAAUGGUGGACAAAAAGGGCCAGUUAGAAGUAGAAGUCAUUAGAGCCCGCGGCCUCAUCCAAAAACCUGGCUCCAAAUCUACCCCAGCUCCAUAUGUCAAAGUGUAUUUAUUGGAAAAUGGAGCAUGUAUAGCUAAGAAGAAGACAAGAAUUGCACGGAAGACCCUUGAUCCUUUGUACCAACAGACACUGGUUUUUGAUGAAAGUCCACAGGGUAAAGUCCUUCAGGUAAUAGUUUGGGGAGACUAUGGCCGAAUGGACCACAAAUGCUUCAUGGGAGUUGCCCAGAUCCUUCUGGAGGAACUGGAUCUGUCCAGUGUGGUAAUAGGCUGGUAUAAAUUAUUUCCACCUUCAUCACUAGUGGAUCCAACCUUGACUCCCCUGACACGCAGGGCUUCCCAGUCAUCUCUGGAAAGUUCAACCGGGCCUCCCUGUAUUAGAUCAUAGUAGCAGGUGCUGUCUGAUAAAAACAUCAUCCAGGACAACAAUUGGAACCAGAUAUUCACAUGAUCAAAAAACACUGUUGGAGAGAGACAAUCACUUCUGUUUUCGCGUGUAGUAGUUAUCCAAACAUAUGUCUGUCUAUCGAGAGAUGGCUUUAAGUGACAGAACAAAGGUAUAUCACAUACGGCCAAUCUAUUAGCAGCUAUCACAGAUGCUUAUAAUGACCCAAACAAAAAAAGAGAAAAGAGAG